Diversispora eburnea is the source of this 1302-nucleotide messenger RNA. Lineage: Eukaryota; Fungi; Glomeromycota; Glomeromycetes; Diversisporales; Diversisporaceae. The record is from the annotation of a GenBank genome assembly.
AUGCCGGAUGGAAUUAAAAUCGAACCAGAACAAAAUGAAUUUUCGAAUAAUGAAAUUCAGGAUAUUGAUAUAAAUUAUAUUCGUCCGAAUAAACAAAAAAUUAUUACACGCAGUCCAGUGAAGUGGUAUAGAAAUACCCGAGCUGUAUUACAAACUGUGAAAUCAAAUUUUUUACUGAUAUUCUUUCCUCCUGCCCUUAUCUUACAAGCAUACAAAUUUAAUGAAUUGAUAUUGUUUUUCGUUAAUUUUUUGGCGAUUAUCCCUUUGUCAAAAAUCAUGACCGUGGGAAUUGAUGAUUUAUCAGCUAGAUUAGGACCUGCUUAUCAUGCUGUUCUUCAUGCUUUCGCCGGUAAUUUUGUAGAACUUGUGGUUACUUGUUAUGCAUUGAUGGAUAAACACUAUGCAAUUGUUCGCUCUUCAGUGCUCGGUGCUAUCUUGUGUAACAUUUUGUUGGUUCUUGGUAUAGUUUUCUUAGCUGGCUCGUUCCCACGAAAGGGUUCUAGACGUCAAUCAAUGAAUGCAGAAUUAAAAACUUCUUUUUUCGUGUCAACCAGUGCUUCAACACUUGCUCUUGCUGUUCUUGCUCUUUUUACACCAGCAGCAUUCAAAUUUGCUGCACCAGAAGGUACUGGAAUUGAGUGUGAUUUACAAAGUAUUAGCCAUGCCAUAGCAAUUUUGUUAUUAUUAGUGUAUGCAGCAUUGUUGGUGUUUCAAUUAAAGACUCACGCUAGUGCGACAAUUGAUGCUACUGAAGUUCAUCAUCAAGAAGUACAAUAUUUCCUUGUAUUUGAUUUGUUAUUAAUUGGCCUAUCAAUUGCUGGUAUCUCAGUAUGCGCAAGAUAUUUAGUUACAAGUAUUGAAGAAUUGGCAGAGUCUUUCCAAUUUGGUAAUGGAUUUGUAGGAAUGGUUAUUUUACCUCUUUGUGUUGUAUCCAAUUUCAUGGAACAUUAUGAUGCUAUCAAAGAAGCUUCAGAAGAUAAAGUUGAUUUGGCCGUUGCUUUAAUAUUAAAUACUUCUGUGCAAAUUGCAUUACUUGUCACACCUAUCUUAGUAAUAGUAGGUUGGAUAACUUCUAGACCAUUAACAUUAGAUUUCAAUAAUUUGGAAAUUGGUGUACUCGCUUGCGCUGUAUUGAUUGUUAAUUAUCUAGUAGCUGAUGGCAAAGCUAAUUGGUUAGAAGGAUUUAUGCUUGUCGUAACGAUAGCAUUUUUCUACUUCCCAAAUGUUAAGGAAUUACCGGAAGUUUUGAAUUGUAAUCCUUGGAGUAGAAAUCUUCCCCCAAUUGACGAUUCAUCUCAUUAA